This is a messenger RNA of Musca vetustissima, 522 nucleotides long. RefSeq lists its product as uncharacterized. The record is from RefSeq and is a predicted model, not a curated record. NCBI's taxonomy places the organism in Eukaryota, Metazoa, Arthropoda, Insecta, Diptera, Muscidae. The transcript is spliced from 2 exons. Bases 1 to 522 code for a protein of 173 amino acids.
AUGAUUUUCUAUAACAUAUCCUUUUCUUUUCAGCUAACAUCGGAGGAGGCAAAUGAAACCCUGGAUUAUGUUCGUAGUAAAUAUGAAAUGGUGGAAAUGAAAAUUGUCGGAGAACCCAUAUCCAUUUACGGCUUGCGUCUGACACACGGCGAUGAUGAGGAAGAAAUCAACAUUCAUUUCAAAUACAUUGACAAUACCGUGUAUGACAUUAUUCAGCAUUGUGUGUUUGCCAUUUAUCAUCGCUCGAAUGAAUGUGAACUGAUCAGGACGAUUUGCAACACCUUCCUGCCGAUUACGCCACGUCCCCUAUUGGAGCGUACAGAUUUGCGGGUGUGUGACGAUGGCAACGAUGUACAACUUGUUGAAAAGGAAGACGUGGAAGAUGAUGCAGAAAACACGACAACAAUGACGGCCACAAUGAGUGACGGUGAUGGACAGGAAUCUCGUCAGAAGCAACAGUCAGCUCAAGGAGCCAAUGAUGAUGAUGAUGGCGAUGAUGCAGAUGGGGAUGAGGAAAAUUAA